UGGGAGUCGACGGCCACGGGGACUGUGGGAAAUGUAGUUCAGAGACUCCACCCUCCUCGCCAUUCCUGUAAUGGCUGCGUCCUGGAAGGCGCUGUCACGUGGAACCUCUUAGCCUCAGCAUUAGGAGCUCCAAGAAGGGAGUAUUUCACGUCAGAUAGAAUUAUAUACAUAUCGUUUCUUUGAAACCUUCAGCACUCAAGAUCCAGUCAUCUCAAGGUCCCAACAUCAUGACCUCAGUUUCAACACAACUGUUCUUAGUAGUCAUUCCACUGCUUUUGGUGCUGCCUGUUGUUGAAGCAGUAGAAGCCGGAGAUGCAAUCGCUCUCUUCUUAGGUGUGGUUCUCAGCAUUACAGGCAUUUGUGCCUGCUUGGGGGUGUAUGCUCGAAAGAGAAAUGGACAGAUAUGACUUUGAAGGGUCUCUUGAAUCAAACCUUGCCCUGAAAACAUUUGUGUUAUUUAGGUUAAAAACAGUUUUGGUGUCUGAAAGUUCCCAAAAAAACAGUAAAUAGGGAAAUUUUACAUUCUUAGUUGUUUUCCUGUAAAUGGGAAUAAAAUUAAUAUAUGUUAAAUGGAAUAAAAAUGCUUUCUUCACAACAAAUGCACUGAAAACUGCAGUCUGUGAUUUGUAUUUGCUAGUUAGAAAGAGGGUCAAAGAAGAAAGAUGGCUGAAAUUUGCCUAAGUGAUAUUUCAUGGUCUCAGAAUUCUCAAAGCAGCUUAAAUUGGAAGAAGGAAACUCUUGCCCAGAAUCCUAGGAACUUGCCACUGUUUAGUUGUAAUCAUUGCCCCCUGCAUUGGUGAGGAGUCUUUUUCUCCAUAUUUGUAUUAGAUUUUUGUAUUGUUAUCUCCCAAGUUAAUAUGGUACUUAGAUAACCAAACACAGUCAGAACUUAAAACUUUUAUUUCUUUGGGGGAGAAAAGAUUAGAUAAAUGUAUUCAGUGUAUGUAACAUUGAAAUGGAGAAGAUUAAUGUAAAAAUAAUGCUUUAUAUUGACAUUGAAAUGGAGAUUUAAUGUUUAAAAAAGUGUUUAUAUUAACUGACUAACACCUACAUGGUGAGAAAUACUAUAUUAAAUAUUAACCCAUAUGCUGUAA
This is a messenger RNA of Rhinolophus ferrumequinum (greater horseshoe bat), 1094 nucleotides long. It is a transcript of the gene SMIM30, whose product is annotated as small integral membrane protein 30. Lineage: Eukaryota; Metazoa; Chordata; Mammalia; Chiroptera; Rhinolophidae. The record is from RefSeq and is a predicted model, not a curated record. Bases 228 to 407 code for a protein of 59 amino acids. The transcript has 3 exons.